GGCGGGGCGCCCGCAGCCAAUAGGGGCGGGCGUUGUUUUGAACUGGCUGCGCUCCCGGAAGCGGCGCGGAGGGGAUGCGGUGGUGUCGGCGGCGCGCUGGGCUAUUACAGAAUGACCUUGCACUGAGCCUUUGUGGAAGAAGCAAGAUUUAAACAUCAAUUCUUCAAUGUGCAUCCUUCUAUUCAAAUUUGACCCCCGACCAGUUUCAAAAAAUGCAUACAGGCUUAUUCUAGCAGCUAAUAGAGAUGAAUUUUACCACAGACCAUCCAAAUCGGCAGACUUUUGGGACAGCAGCAAUGAGAUCCUCAGUGGUCUGGAUAUGGAGGAAGGCAAAGAAGGUGGGACGUGGCUGGGAAUCAGUAAGAAAGGCAAGAUGGCAGCCCUGACCAACUAUAUGCAGCCAAAGAUUGAUAAAAAUGCAAAAGGAAGAGGUGCUCUUGUAACAAACUUCUUGACUACAGAUCUGGACAGCUACUCCUACUUGAAGAAAGUUUCAGUAGAAGGACAUCUUUACAAUGGAUUUAAUUUAUUAGCAGCUGACUUGAAUACCACCAAAGGAGAUGUAAUUUGCUACUAUGGAAACAAAGGAGAACCAGAACCUGUUUUCCUAAAUCCUGGAAUAUAUGGAUUGAGUAAUUCUUUGUUGGAUACACCGUGGAAGAAACUUCAAUACGGGAAGCAGCUUUUCACAGAAGUGGUCAGGAGAAGUCAAGACCUCACCAAAGAAGACUUGGUGCAGGAGCUUCUUACAGUGAUGAAUAAUCAAGAGCCUCAAUUACCAGACCCUGCGAUUGAAGACCAAGGGAAGGAUUACAUACGCCCCAUACUGAACGAGUACGCAGCCGUGUGUGUCCGCUGCCCAGGGUAUGGAACCAGGACUAACACGGUCGUUCUCAUUGACGCGGAAGGACGGGUCACGUUCACGGAGCGCAACAUGGUCGAUGCAGACGUCAACCAGUGGAAAACAAGCAGCUAUGAAUUCAAACUGCACACGUAGCAGCUUCCCCUUGGCAUGGGCUGUAAUAAAAGCAAGAGAGAACACGCCAUUCGGCUCCAGUAAAUGCUUUGUGCCAGCCUCCACAAGCUAAAAACAGCAAGGAAAGCAAAACUUAAAUAAACUGGCAGCGUACCCUAUCGGGCUCGCAAAUCCUCUGGAUAAAACCAAACAAAGAGACUGUUUUUACAUUAAAGUAGCAACUUAUAAUCAGAAAUACAUUUUUAAAUAUCACCUGCCUCCAGGGCAAGGCCGUCUUUGCCCAUGACAAAGUCCUUGCUUUGUUGUGGGUGUGCUUGGUUUUGAGGUGGUUGGUUGGUUUUUUUUGUCAAAGAUGUUUUAAGCAGGCUCUUAAACAUGUUCUCGGUUCCAACAAGGGGAAACAUUUGCUGCUUUUAUUGUUCUGUCCAAAGUUUUUACCAAACUUUGCUCUCCCUUCAGCGUGAGCUUUUGAGACAGCGCAGCUGGUGCGGGUGUGCGGUGGGUGACGGGGCGUUUGCCUUGCAGCCGUAGGUGCUGCAGUGGCAUUCAAACGCUUCGGCGGUGCCACGCUGCAGGGUGCUGCCUGGGGAGGGCAGGGCGGGGAUUCCUUACGUUUCUUUUCCUACAGGUAAUACAGCAAUAUAGCUUCUUUCUAAAACGUGAUUUGAGAGUAGGCAGGAAAUUUAGUUCAGCCUCUGUUCAGUUUUACUGAAAAAAUCCUGGGAGUGCACUUGCUGAUCUUUGACCCAAAUAAAAUUAUUUGUAUUGUGA
Messenger RNA from Chroicocephalus ridibundus (black-headed gull), 1747 nucleotides. It is a transcript of the gene TANGO2, whose product is annotated as transport and golgi organization 2 homolog. NCBI's taxonomy places the organism in Eukaryota, Metazoa, Chordata, Aves, Charadriiformes, Laridae. Bases 167 to 997 code for a protein of 276 amino acids. Gene Ontology annotation, biological process: protein secretion; Golgi organization. The record is from RefSeq and is a predicted model, not a curated record. Gene Ontology annotation, cellular component: Golgi apparatus. The transcript is spliced from 9 exons.